Molecule: messenger RNA, 2130 nt
Organism: Lutra lutra (Eurasian river otter)
Lineage: Eukaryota; Metazoa; Chordata; Mammalia; Carnivora; Mustelidae
Gene: C15H1orf105
Product: chromosome 15 C1orf105 homolog
Exons: 7
Coding region: 592-1146 (184 amino acids)
Source: RefSeq, a predicted model, not a curated record
CCAGACCGGAUCAUCAUGAGGAACCAUUAUGCCUUUGGCAAACAUGCUGUUUCUUACAUCUUCUCAUCCCAUUAUCUGUGCACCAAGCACCAUGUCCUACUAUGUGGUCUGGGAGCACCCAGAGAAGGAACAGGGCAGAAGCAGCUUCCAGAACAGCAGUAUGCAAUUACUGCACAGUGCUGUGACAAGAGAAAAUCUGAGUCCUUUCCCCAGAGAGAACCGUUACUGAGUUCAGUGCUGAAGAAGCCACUUAAGUUCUAGAACCCAAAUUAUCCACCUGACCCAAGGCACGCGGACCUUCCGGAACACCGUGAUUCUGACCUCUGCCAAUGAAAGGAACGACAGAACUCAUUUCAGCCAAUCAGAAACCAGAUGUAUUAUUUCUAUGGAAUAGCCUAAUACCAGACUCUAAGUCACAAAGUGCUGGCUGAGGAAAAGACCGUGGAAUUGAAGCUGGAGUAGCCCGUGAACUGUGCCUUGGCUUCCAACAGAAGGCGGCUGAAUCAGAGGGCACUCUGCAGCACGCCGCCCCGGGAAGCAGCGAGGGCAGUUCCCCAGUCUCCAGCUGGAGAAAUCCAGGGCAAGCAAGAGAUGCAGAAAAGAGAACUAAAGGUUUCUGUCCCCAAAUUUGGCAAGAUUCCUUGGCUUAGUGAGGCCAGCCUCGUGAACAAGCCGUUAGUGCUCAGCCUCCCCAAAAGAUAUCCUCAUGCCUCUGCCACUUUUCUGAUUUCAUCCAAGAAGGAUAUGAAUUUGCCUAUUUUGUUUCAAGUUCCAGAUGUCUUAUCUAAGGCCAGGAGGCUCCAGAGUAGCCCCGUGCUGAUCAGAAACAAGCACCUGUGCUCCACAUGUCAAGAGAUAAAAAUGGUACAACCAAGAACUGUGAUAAUCCCUCAUAAUCUGAAACCAUCCUUUGAGAAUUUUAUGAGUCAUAGAAUGAUGAAUCUUCAUCCACCAAAUGCCCAGACUGUAGCCAAACAUUCCCAUAAUGACAUCUCAACAGAGAGUGUCCACUACAGACUGCCCAUUCUGGGCCCCAGGACAGCUGUCUUCCACGGACUGCUGGCGGACACCUACGCAACCACACAGGAGACACGACUCUCCUCCUUGCCCAGGAAAGAGCCAGUGGGCAAGACAAUGAGGCAAUGAAUGAAUGGUCGGAGCUCAUCACCUUCCGGACUCACAAAGAGAAAACAAGUUAACCAAGCCAGUUUCUAACAGAUUAGCCUAAUUUCCUCCUGUCACCAAAAAGGUGACUCACUUUUGCUUUCUUGAGAGUUGCUCGAAUUCUAGCUCCUGCCACUGUCUUCUCACUCACUUUUCCUAAAGACAAGUGGUUUAAUUUCCGUGACUGUAAAAGUUAACCGAUUAAAAUGGAACAUGUUGAGUGUCAGUUUUUUUUUUACGAUUUGUAACUGUGUUGUGGUGGACAGCAUCCUUCUGUUUCUAAGAUUUGGGUUUUCUUGCAAAUUAUUCCAGCUCUUCCUCAGGGCAGGGGGCUGGAGAUGGCUCCCGGAGGUCUCUUGUGAGUUCAACCUAUUGUGAAUACAGGAGAGAAAUGGAGCUCACCCUCCUGUCCUUACCUCUGUCAGUUAAGUGGUAGAUGACAGGAGACUGUGACGUAAUGGGAAAAUGGCAAGUGAUUAGUGACUACAACUCCCCAGGACAGGACACGUGCCUUGUCUCGCCCCACCUCGUUUUAGUGCCCUGUGUAUUACCGGAUACUCAUCUGAUCUUUGCUCACUCAUAUCUAAAUCACGUGCUUGCAUUUUGUUCUUUGGUUACUUUGGUUUGAGAGUGUCUACCUUCAGCUCUGUCUUGGUCCACGUGUCAGCAAUGUGAGGGAGACAGAGGAAAACUCUAGGCUUGCAAAUAUUGUAUUUAUAGGCACAAAUGCUCCACAUCCAGCUUAAGGACAGCUCCUAUAAAAAGGGUCUCUUCCAUUCCUUAGGAUGCAGUGGGCUUGUGGAAUCCCAGGACCCUGGCUAAAUGGACACUGGGCCCACAUGUGAGAACCAGAACCAGCCUCUGUGCUGACUGCAUUUGAAGAAUGGGCUUCAGGAAUCUUUACCAAAUGGCCUGGGACCUAAAUUGACCUCAGUUCUUAAACACACACACACACACGCACACACA